CGUUUUUUUUAAAAGGCCGAGCGUCUUCUGAUUGCCAACUGCUGGUCGAGGCCUCUGCUGGUGGACUGUUAGUCCCCGAAAGUAUCUACAGCCCAGUAGCUAAGUACUUUGUUACUAGCUUAAAAAUACGGAUGUAUAUUUAAUUGCUGUUAUAAAAUUUAGAAAUUAAUUUCAAAAUUAAGUGAUUAUCUCCCUCAUGCAUAGCUCUUAUCCUUGGACGAAUUUGGCUCCACGUUUUUGGCACGCUGUUUUUGGCUAUAUUUAGCUCUAAAACUUCAUAGUUAUUUCGGAUUUCAAACAUUUCGGUCGAGCAUCACUGAAGAGACAUUAUUUGUCGAAAUGCGCAUCUGGUGCAUCAAAAUUAAUACCGUAUAAGUUUUACAUACAAGUGAAGUCAAUAAAGAUAAAUAAUCAUAAACGAUUCAAUGCAAUGAAUAUUUUUUUUAUUUGAAUUUCUAAAACGAUGGCUAGAUAUAUUUUCAAUUUAUUUUACGUUCCAUCUAUGAUCCCGUGGGGAUCCGGGUUAGAAUAGGUCCUCAGUACCCCCUUGCUUGUUGUAAGAGGCGACUAAAUGGGGCAGUCCUUCGGAUGAGACCGAAAAAACCGAGGUCCCGUGUCACAGCUGGUGUGGCACGAUAAAGAUACCUCCCUGCUCAAGGACCGUAAGCGCCAAGCAUAGGCCUAGAUUUUGCAGCCCUUCACUGGCAGUCUCCAUAUGAGUGAAAUAUUCUCUAGAGGGAUGUUAAACAAUAUACAAUCAAUCAAUCAAUCAAUAUUUCUCUGUGAAUAGCAUUUAGCACCUUGAUAGAUCCUUGUCACUCCAGUUAAAUAACAACUGUUUUGUUUAGGCCCUACCUACUUAUGGCCAUGAAAUUGGUCUUUACCACUCAUCCAAUCUCAGCAGAAAUGACGGAAGUGCAGUUUGACAUAAAUGGCUGUUUACUACACGAAAAUAUACUCAUAUUUGAAUGAAGGGUAUAACAAAACAGUCAUUGACUAGGAUUUAGUAACGUGAUUUUUUGGAUUUUCAGACAGAAAUGUCGACCUCGGCCUUUGAAUUUGGGCAACAUUUCUGUUUGAAGGUCCAGCAAAUCAUAUGUUUCCCUUAUAUCAAGUCUAUAACUAUAAUAUAAUAACUGUAUAAUAUAAUAUAAUUGACCUUAAAGUAAUUCCACCCUCCUGUGAUGUCAUCAGAUUUUGCAAAAUCAAUGAUUUCUUUACAUUUAUGCGUGAUAGGAACAUAAAUUUUGUUUGAGUCUUUCCCGAUAGUUAUUGUAAAAAAUCUUGUUAAAAAUAGACUAUUUCAAGAGUCCAAAUUAUAGAUGAAUAAUCAAUGAUACGUUUUAAAAUAUUGAAUCCAAGGGCAAUAACUCUGUUUCUAUUGAUUUCUUUAUCAAGUCUAUUAUGCGAUAGAUUUCCUUUAUUUUUACAGACAUUUUGUAUAUUUUUGUGAAGAUCCACUUUCAUGAAAUUGUUAUGAAUGCUACUAUAUCGUCAUAACCAGUUUGUAUGAAAUUUUGAUAACGCUGUUUAAGGAAAAUUGCAAUUUUCUGACGGUGAUAGAUGAUUCUGUUUAUGUACGUCUCGUAUCUUAAAAAGUGUGAUGACAUAUGUAUUUUAUUUCAUAAUUUGUUAGUUUUAACUCUAAUGAAUGGAAAUAAAUACAUUUUUCAAACUUGUAUCAGAUAAAACUGCGAGUAUGGAGUUACCUUAAUCAGUAAAUAAUCUUUUGUUUUAUUGUUGUCAAAUUUUAAUUUUAUUCAUAACAGAGACAUUAAUGAAGGAGAGGAACUAUUAUAUGAUUACGGACUAAAGUCUUAUCCAUGGAAUUCUAAGGGUUCUAAGUGGAAAAUGCCAUUCUACAAUAUCAAAAAGUGCAGCCAUUGUUUCUACGAUUCUGUCCGCUACUUCUGUACCUGCUGUCAGGAUAAUCUGUGUGAGAACUGUAGGCUAUUUCAUCUCCAGUGCCCUGCAAAGACUGCAAAAUGGCACAAUAUCGUCCAUUAUCGGGACAAAAAUAGAGGCAUUGUUCAGAGACGGGCAUGUAAUUAUCACAAGGACUUCACCAGCACAGCAUAUUGCUACGAAUGCUAUCAUUCUAUAUGUGAACAAUGUACCGAUCACGAAAAUCACAAUACUGUUUCUGUAUCAGAGCUUCUCAAGGAGAAUGUAGAUUCUGUGCUUGGAAAACUAGAAAACCUCUCACAAAAUGUAAAGCCUGCAAUCGAGAGGAAAUACCAAAUUUACCUAAAAAAUCAGCGCAUGCUCGACCAGAGGAAAGAUGAAGUCCGCCAAAACAUUUUCCAAUACAUACAGAAAAUGCAGGACACAGUGAACCUACUAAGGGACUCGUUGUUUUCCAACUUAGAAGAUAAAAUUAAAAAAUUGAAAAAUGAAGUUAGCCGAUUCAUGUUGGAGACGAAAAGGGAGUAUGGUAAAUUGACAAAAACAAUACAUAGAACAAAGGAAUUUUUAAAAGAUAUUCAUGUCAUGCACAAUCCAGAAUUGUUUCCAAUGAAAGAACCCGAUGAUUCCGAGUAUCACCUGGAAGAACCAAACGUAGAAGUUCCGCAUAUAUACCUGUCCUCUUCAGAAAUCGACAUUGAAUUUCUGAGGAAUAAUUGCGCAACCAUCGCCGAAGGAAACUCCAAGUUUAUUGUAAAAGAAUCUGAAAUUGAUGAAUUCAACUGUAAAGGGAUUAAAAAUGAGAUUAAAGAUAUGAGUUAUAACACUAAACAAGAUACUAUGUGCAUAACCGAAAGUGGAAAGAAAGCCAUGUGUGAAAUAAACCACGCCGGAGAAAUCACUAGAGAGUACAACGUACAAUGUGAACCCAAGUGUGCAACUGUCUGCAAUACAGGUGUGAUAUACGGAAAUCCUUCAAAACAUACUGUAGAAAUUCUUCCAGUUGAAGUUCCGGAAGAGGCGAGAGUAAUUUUGUUCACGGAGAACUGGUUUCCUAGAGGAAUCUCAGUUUCGCCAUUGGGAGAAAUACUCCUGUGUCUUUAUACAUACAAAAAGAAAAGUCACGGAAAAGUGGUAGUGAUAAGAAAUUACGACUCCAAGUCAGAAAAGGAAGUGAUCACAAUUGAGUAUGACCAUAACGAUAAAGUUAUAUACCAAGAGCCAAGAUAUGUCGUUAUGAACAGAGACGACAUUUGCGUUUCAGACCGCAGAUCUCUGGUUGCUGUUGACUCUCUCAGGAAACUGAAAUUUGAGUACACAAAAGGAUAUUCAAAGUUUCCGUUAAAUCCACAGAAUGUAAACGUGGAUUCGAACAACCACAUCUUAUUACUGGACUUGUCCGAAAUAUCGGCCGUCAUACACAUCAUUAACGAAGAAGGACAUUUUGUUCAAUACCUCAUACCCAGUGGGUUACAUAAACCAACCGCCAUGAUCGUGGAUGGUAAGGAUCGUUUGUUUGUCGCGGAUGGUCCUAAUGGCAAAAUAAAAUGCUGGCCAUUGAGGUAUUAGUUAGUUCAUCAUGUGUUCUGUGAUAUUUAUACAACUUUUGAUUUAAUUAUCAUUUGACAUGUACUUUUAUACCUCAAACUUUUAUACUUGAUGUAAAGUCACUUAAGUGUUCAAAGGCAUUGUUGCCUGUAUGAAUUGUUCAGAUGAAUGAUUUCUUAAAAAAAAAAGUUGGUAAAUAAAUACUAGAUAUGACU
Messenger RNA from Ostrea edulis (European flat oyster), 3668 nucleotides. RefSeq lists its product as uncharacterized. The transcript has 3 exons. The record is from RefSeq and is a predicted model, not a curated record. Gene Ontology annotation, molecular function: zinc ion binding. Bases 1852 to 3474 code for a protein of 540 amino acids. NCBI's taxonomy places the organism in Eukaryota, Metazoa, Mollusca, Bivalvia, Ostreida, Ostreidae.